AUGUCCAAUCUACAAGAGAAGAAGUUCGAGGAGGAGGGAAUCCAUUACAACAACUCGGGAUCCCUCGAGAAGGGCAUCGAGCCGGGAUACGCGGUCCCUGUCGGAGACGACGAUGACGACCGCUACCACUUCAGCAGCGUUGACACGGAUCUCGUGCAGCGCAAGCUCAAGCAGCGCCAUGUUCAGAUGAUUGCCAUUGCGGGAACGCUUGGUACUGGUCUGUUUUUGGGUUCCGGCGCUGCCAUUUCCGCCGCGGGCCCAGCAGGCGCUCUUCUUUCCUACAUGAUUAUCGGUACCGUUGCCUACGCGACACUAUGCUCCGUCGGUGAGAUGACCUCUUUGGCGCCCGUCUCCGGCACUUUCCCGCAUUUCGCUGCUCGUUGGGUCGACCCUGCGUUCGGCUUCGCUGUUGGAUGGAACUACUUCUACGCACAGGCCAUCACAAUCCCCGUCGAGGUCACUGCCGCACAGAUUCUUUUGACGUUCUGGGAUUCCAACCCUGCGCAUGGUUGGGGUUACAACGUCGUGAUCUGCUUCGGUGUCUGCAUCAUGAACAUUUUGGGUGUCCGCUACUUUGGAGAGUCAGAGUUCUACUUCUCCAUCAUCAAGUUGAUGCUUAUCACUGGUCUCAUCAUCGGCGGUCUCGUCAUUGACCUUGGUGGAGGCCCGAGCCAUGAUCGUCUUGGUUUCCGUUACUGGAACACGCCCGGCGCGUUCAAUCGUGCCGGCCUUGUCGACAACCUGACGACCGAUCGCUUUUUGGCCAUCGUCUCGACGUUCGUGCAGGCUGCCUUCUCGUUCCAGGGUAUGGAGCUUGUCGCGAUUGCCGCGUCUGAGACGCAAAACCCUCGCCGCAACAUUGCCAAGGCCGUGCGCCGCGUCUUCUGGCGUAUUGCAAUCUUCUAUAUCCUCGGUGUCAUCAUCUCUGGCAUGCUUGUUGCGUACGACGACGAAGACCUCCUCAACAACGGUGACAGCGGCACUGCGACGGAGUCCCCUUACGUCAUUGCUAUUCAGCGCGCUGGCAUUAGCGCCCUUCCCUCGGUAAUCAACGCGGCUAUCUUCACCUCGGCGUUCUCCGCUGGCAACUCCUUCCUCUUCUGCUCCUCUCGUAUCCUGUACGGCUUGGCCAUUAGGGGACAAGCACCCAAGAUCUUCACUUACACGACGAAGAACGGUCUUCCACUGCUCGCCGUUCUCUUCUGCUGCUGCUUCUCCCUGCUCUCCUUCAUGAACCACUCUUCCGGCGCCACGAAUGUGUUCAACUGGUUCGUGAACUUGUCCACCACGGCCGGAUUCUUCACUUGGAUGGCCAUCAACUUGACAUACAUCCGCUUCUGGCAAGGGCAUCGUAAGCAGGGUAUCGACCGCAAGAAGCUCGUAUACCACAGCAUCCUCCAGCCCGGACUCGCCAUCUGGGGUUUCUUCUGGACCACGAUCUUCAUCCUCAUUGACGGCUUCGAAGUCUUUUUCCCCGGCCAAUGGAAUACGUCUGACUUCUUGGUGGCAUACAUCAACAUUCCCUUAUUCUUCGCACUCUUCAUUGGCUGGAAGGUCAUCAAGCGCACCAAAUUCUGGCAUACACAUGAGAUGGACUUCUGGAGGGGUAUUCCCACAUUGGAGGAGACGGAAGAGCCUGAGGUUCCACCUAAGAACUGGAGGGAGAAGAUCUUCAAUGCUCUGUUCUGA
Messenger RNA from Peniophora sp. CBMAI 1063, 1689 nucleotides. NCBI's taxonomy places the organism in Eukaryota, Fungi, Basidiomycota, Agaricomycetes, Russulales, Peniophoraceae. The record is from the annotation of a GenBank genome assembly.